UUCUCUAGGAACUUUGAGGGGAGGGCGUAUGGAAAGUCGAGGCAACAUAGUUAAAAGAAACGGUGUCUGUCUGGAUUAAGACACCGACAGCCUCAGUAAAUAUUAAGUCGGUAAUGUGAAGCCGAUGGUGUGAAUAGAUUGCUGGUGGUGUAAGAGGAGGUGUAUUUUAGAAUCCGUGGCUGAGCUGUCUAGUUUUAUAUCUUCUAACAGAAUCAGCAUAGGUGAGUGGUUUGUUUGUUUUUAAUCACUGCUGUAUAAAUUCAAAUAGUAGGGAAGCAAAUCUUCCUCGGCAUUCAUCCCUCUACAAGCACUGAAGCUGUCAUUAAAGCUGUUUCACAGAAUGAAUUCUUGUCCAGUUGUAGCAAGAGAGGGUCCUGUGCGAAGGGUCGCUAUCUUUGGAGGAACCCACGGAAAUGAGUUGUCUGGGGUAUUCCUGGUCAAGCACUGGCAGGAUGAUGGAACGGAGAUUCAGCGACCGGGGCUGGAGGUACGGCCUUUUAUCACCAAUCCAAGAGCAGUGGAGAAAUGUUGCCGAUAUAUUGACUGCGACCUGAAUCGGGUUUUUGAUCCUAAAAGACUUGGCGAACAGCUUGCAGACAACACUCCGUACGAAGUGAGAAGGGCUCAAGAAAUAAACUGCAUAUUUGGUCCAAAAGGUAGCCAUGAAGCCUAUGACCUUAUCUUUGACCUGCACAACACAACAGCUAACAUGGGUGGCACCAUCAUACUGGAAAACUCCAGGGAUGAUUUCACAAUUCAGAUGUGUCGUUAUAUAAAGGAUGCUUUGGCUCCAGAAGGCUGCCCUGUUUUCCUCAUUGAGCAUCCCAACCUGAAAUAUGCAACGACCCGGUCUAUAGCAAAACAUCCUGUUGGCAUUGAAGUGGGUCCUCAGCCCCAAGGAGUUCUCAGGGCUGACAUUUUGGACAAAAUGCGGAGGAUCAUCAAGCAUGGCCUUGACUUUGUGCAAAUGUUCAAUGCAGGAAAAGAAUUCCCUCGGUGUACAAUUGAAGUUUACAAAAUAAUGGAGAAAGUAGAUUAUCCAAGAAAGAAAAAUAAUGAGAUCAUGGCUGUCAUUCACCCUAGCCUGCAGGAUCAAGACUGGCAGCCUCUCAACCCUGGUGACCCUAUGUUUUUAACUCUUGAAGGAAAGACAAUACCAUACGAAGGAGACGUGAUAGUAUAUCCAGCCUUUGUGAAUGAAGCUGCUUAUUAUGAAAAACAACAAGCUUUUGUAAAAACUGUAAUAGAAAAAUUGAGUGCAGAAGGGAUCAGAGCAUGUGUCUCUUAGAACUGGAAUAAUUUUUCAUUUAACUUUUUCAAAUCUUAGGAUGAAACCCAAUUACAGAUGCAUUUGAUCUUUCUAACUCAAGAAAGGCUG
Lacerta agilis (Sand lizard) is the source of this 1378-nucleotide messenger RNA. It is a transcript of the gene ASPA, whose product is annotated as aspartoacylase. The record is from RefSeq and is a predicted model, not a curated record. Gene Ontology annotation, molecular function: hydrolase activity, acting on carbon-nitrogen (but not peptide) bonds, in linear amides; hydrolase activity, acting on ester bonds. Bases 341 to 1288 code for a protein of 315 amino acids. The transcript is spliced from 7 exons. NCBI's taxonomy places the organism in Eukaryota, Metazoa, Chordata, Lepidosauria, Squamata, Lacertidae.